AUGAUUAAACAACAGCAACCACAGCAACUUAAGGCGCAAAGCACCCAGGUCCUUCAGACCAUUACAUACGCCAUAUAUGCAUAUAAUUCAAAGACGGCAGAACAAACGCAAAGGUUGAAAUAUGGAGAUUUGGAGAUAGUAUUGAAAAAUGACCGUUUCGAAUUCGUUUGCAAGGGUGGUGCAGUGAUAUCAAAUAUAAAAGAAAUUUUAUUUAUGAAUUCAAAAAUUAAAGGAAUAACGGAUGAUAUAACAUCAAUUCCACCAGAAGAACAGAGAUAUUACGCAUUAAAUGCAUUUCCUAAAGUUUUGAAGAUUGGAAGAUUUAAUUUAAAUGAGGAAUUCAUAGAAGGUUUCCUAAAUGACAUAAUGAAGAAAGUGGAUAAGGAACAAGUGGUUAGUGAAUUAAUGAAAAAGGCAAAUUUGGUUUAUGUUGAUGAAAAAGAUAAUGAAAUUAAAGAAAGGGUUGAAUGGUAUCAUGAAUGGACAUCGAAGAUUUUUAAAACUAAAGCUGAUACAGGAUGGGUUUCAGGACGUUUAGACCUUAAAGCAGAUAAAACUUAUGUUAAUGAAAAUUAUGCAAAGAAGACGGAAGUAAAUGAUGUGAUUACAAGCAUGAAAAAUGAAAUACUUCAAACAUUAUAUCCUGUUGGUUCUAUUUAUACGUCAAUGAACUCAACAAAUCCAGAAACAGUUUUAGGUUUUGGUACGUGGAAGCAGAUUGUAAAUAAAUUCUUAUACUGUGCUAGAUAUUCAAAGACGGCAGGAGGUUCGAAGAAAAUUAAAGAAGCAAACCUUCCACCGCACACUCAUACAGGAACUACAAACUUUUCUGGCGACCAUAGCCACUCAUUAAGAGACCACCCAUUAUACAACUCAGACUAUGAAGUUGGUUAUGAUGUUUUAUCUCCAGCUUAUAACAAUUCAGCAAAAAAGGUUUUUCGAAAAACUAAACCAGGAGGAAAUCAUUCACACACUUUCACAACAAAUCCAACAGGCUUGGGUAAAGAUUAUAUGCCACCAUUUAUGACUAUGUUCGCAUGGUAUAGAGUUCAAUGA
Messenger RNA from Trichomonas vaginalis G3, 1056 nucleotides. Its product is annotated as keratin-associated protein family. Lineage: Eukaryota; Parabasalia; Trichomonadida; Trichomonadidae. The transcript has a single exon. Bases 1 to 1056 code for a protein of 351 amino acids. The record is from RefSeq and is a predicted model, not a curated record.